This is a messenger RNA of Meriones unguiculatus (Mongolian gerbil), 828 nucleotides long. It is a transcript of the gene Gpr33, whose product is annotated as G protein-coupled receptor 33. NCBI's taxonomy places the organism in Eukaryota, Metazoa, Chordata, Mammalia, Rodentia, Muridae. Gene Ontology annotation, cellular component: plasma membrane. Gene Ontology annotation, molecular function: G protein-coupled receptor activity; complement receptor activity. The record is from RefSeq and is a predicted model, not a curated record. Gene Ontology annotation, biological process: inflammatory response; complement receptor mediated signaling pathway; positive regulation of cytosolic calcium ion concentration.
AUGGUGCAGAAGACCGUCAAUACUCUCUUAUUUUUUCAUCUCUUUCUCUCCUAUUUUAUUUCUGUAUUGAUUCUGCCAUUUCUAGCCACCCACCUUCAGGAUAGGCCUGAAGGGUGGGCCUUUGGAACUGUCUUGUGCAAAGUCUUCAGCCAGCGCUUGUCUGUGAGCAUCUUUGCCUCUGUUUUCUUCCUCUCUGCCAUCAGUGUUGGUCAUUAUCUUCUCACGCUUCACCCAGAAGAGUGGUCCCAGAAGCACCGAAACCCACACUGGGCUUCCCGAACUGUCUUGGGAAUCUGGAUUUCUGCCCUUACCCUCAGCAUGCCCUAUUUGGUUUUCAGGGAGACACGUGAUGACCAUAAAGGGAUAAUGGUAUGCCAAAAUCACCAAGUGGUCUACUACCACGACAGCAAAGGGAAGCAGUCAUCAAGACAAUGGAUUCACACAGCCUGUGUCAUGGUGUUCUUGCUGGGUUUCCUUCUACGCUUCCUCCUCAUCUUUUGCUACAAAAGAGUAGCCACCAAGAUGGAAGAGAAGGGACUCCUUAAAUCCAGCAAGCCCUUCAAAGUCACGCUGACUGUCACCGUUCUGUCUCGAUGCUGGAUGUCUCGCCGUGGACGCAGAGGCGUGGUCCUCACUAAGAACCGGCCACUACUUUGAACAGCGGUCACUGUUCCUUUCAAUACCGUCUUUUCCCCCAUUCCCCAUUUAUUCACUGCGGAGAAUUUCAAGGAAUUCGAGAAAUCGACUCCUGCUCUACUUAAGUCAACAUUCAGUGAGGAUUCUUCUACAGAAGAAACACAAACCCUAAACGCGGAAACUGGAAUUUAA